AUGGCAGGCCCUGCAACCAUCACAGCCGGCCUCGUGCUCCUGGCCCUGUGUGCCCACCACAUUGCCGCUGCAGGUGCUGUGCCCAUCCCCUCUUCCUGCUGCAUGUCCUUCAUCUCCAAGAAAAUUCCCGAGAGCCGAGUGGUGAGCUACCAGCUGUCCACCAGGAGCAUCUGCCCCAUGGCGGGAGUGAUCUUCACCACCAAGAAGGGCCAGAAGUUCUGUGGCGACCCCAAGCAGCGCUGGGUCCAGAGGUACGUGAAGCAUCUGGCCUUACGGGAGAAUGCCUCCACUGGCACCAGGCAAUGA
Messenger RNA from Diceros bicornis minor, 306 nucleotides. RefSeq names its product C-C motif chemokine ligand 24 (gene CCL24). Gene Ontology annotation, cellular component: extracellular region. The transcript is spliced from 3 exons. The coding region runs from base 1 to 306 and encodes 101 amino acids. Gene Ontology annotation, biological process: positive regulation of ERK1 and ERK2 cascade; inflammatory response; G protein-coupled receptor signaling pathway. Gene Ontology annotation, molecular function: chemokine activity; CCR chemokine receptor binding. Lineage: Eukaryota; Metazoa; Chordata; Mammalia; Perissodactyla; Rhinocerotidae. The record is from RefSeq and is a predicted model, not a curated record.